AUGACAAGAGAAGACAUGGAUCUAGACGACAUGUUCCGACAAGUUACUCCUGUACAAAAAAAAGAAGUCCUUUCUAUCCUGGAAGAAACUUAUCAAGACCAAGGAGUAGUAAUUAGUUUUGUAGGUGAAGAACAAAAUUUUUAUCC
Molecule: messenger RNA, 146 nt
Organism: Racocetra persica
Lineage: Eukaryota; Fungi; Glomeromycota; Glomeromycetes; Diversisporales; Gigasporaceae
Source: the annotation of a GenBank genome assembly